AUUCCCUUAGCGGAGAGAGAGAGAGAGAGAGAGAGAGAGAGAGGCAUGGAUGCACUCAAUUCUACUAAACCCGACGACCACCAGAUUUUGGUUGAAGAGAAGUUGUCUGCAAGAAUAUUGACAUUGAAUAGGCCUAAGCAACUGAAUGCCCUUUUAUUUCAAAUGAUUUCUUGGCUAUUGGAGCUUUUCAUUGCAUAUGAGGAGGAUUCUAAUGUGAAGUUGGUAAUUGUCAAGGGAAAGGGAAGAGCAUUUUGUGCUGGAGGUGAUGUUGCAGCAGUGACUCGGGAUAUUAAUGAAGGUACCUGGAGGUUGAGUGCAAAAUUUAUUUGGAUGCAGUACACCUUAAAUUACAUUUUGGCAACAAAUCGUAAACCCCAGGUUUCAAUCCUUAAUGGAAUUGUCAUGGGAGGUGGGGCAGGGGCUUCAAUACAUGGUAGAUUCCGGGUUGCAACAGAAAAUUCGGUACAAUGGAGCCUUGUAGUUCAACCAGCACCUCCUGGUGUUUCUAAUGUCACCCCUCUUUGGUCUGCGUACUCUAAAUUGCAGUGUCCUAUUGCAACUCCAGGCACUUGGGGCUAUCCAUUCUAUACCAUAUUUAUGUGCAAGAUGUUGCCAGAUGAUGUUCAAUGGCAAUCAGAAUUUCUUCUCUCUUUGCAGAUUAUAAUUUUGAAUGCAUUGGCAAUUAUGGUGCCAUGUGUUCCAUAUGGAUACAUGAGUUUGGACUUGUUGCAAGUCUUUGCAAUGCCAGAAACGGCUUUGGGAUUCUUCCCAGAUGUGGGUGCCUCCUAUUUCUUGUCAAGACUCCCUGGAUUCUUUGGAGAAUAUCUUGGUCUUACAGGCACUAGGUUGAAUGGUGCUGAAAUGCUUGUAUGUGGUCUUGCAACUCACUUUGUCCCCUCUGAGAGAUUGUCUUUGUUGGAAGAAGCACUGUGCAAGGUAGAUUCAAGUGAUCCAGCCAUAAUCUCCGCAGUUAUCAAUGAGUACUCAAAGCAACCUUAUAUGAAAGAGAAAAGUGCAUAUCACAGAUUGAAGGUCAUUGAUAGGUGCUUUUCUCGAAGAACAGUGGAAGAAAUUAUAUCUGCCCUUGAGAGAGAGGCCUUGAAUAAGAAGGAUGAUUGGGUCUCUGAAACAAUCCAGUCACUGAAGAGAGCAUCACCAACAAGCCUUAAAAUUUCUCUGAGAUCGAUUAGACAAGGACGGCUCCAAGGUGUUGGUCAAUGUCUUGUUCGUGAGUAUAGAAUUGCUUCUCAUGUAAUGCAAGGAAAACUCAGCAGGGAUUUCUUUGAGGGCUUCAGAGCUAUACUAUUGGAUAAGGAUAAGAACCCAAAGUGGGAGCCCUCUAAAUUGGAGCUUGUUAGUGACGAUAUGGUUGACUCAUACUUCUCUAUGAUGGAUGAUGAAGGCUGGGAAGAUCUAAAGCUCCCUGCGAGAUCUAAUUUGCCUGCAUAUGCCAUUGCAAAGCUUUAAUG
Quercus lobata is the source of this 1469-nucleotide messenger RNA. Its product is annotated as 3-hydroxyisobutyryl-CoA hydrolase 1-like. The transcript is spliced from 17 exons. Lineage: Eukaryota; Viridiplantae; Streptophyta; Magnoliopsida; Fagales; Fagaceae. The record is from RefSeq and is a predicted model, not a curated record. Gene Ontology annotation, biological process: L-valine catabolic process. Bases 46 to 1467 code for a protein of 473 amino acids. Gene Ontology annotation, molecular function: 3-hydroxyisobutyryl-CoA hydrolase activity.